AUGAAAUAAAUAUUAACAUAUACUAUCAUAUUUAAGAAGCUUCAAUUGACAUUAAACGCAGAAAUAGCAUUCAACGUUGAAAUUAAAAGUCUAGAUAAAAAUCUGUCCUUACUUAAUUACAUGAAGAUUAAUCACUAAUACGAAUAAUAUAUGGAAGUGAAGUGCACUGUUAAAAAAGUUAAUCUCAAAUACGAAGAAAAAAUUGUAAGUUUGAAGCACUUAUUGUAUAUAAGAGAAAACUUAAUAUAGUUUUAAGUGAUGGAAAGACAAAAAAGAUUGCCGGUUUUGCAUUAUUCGACAUGUCUGUUGCUCUCAAUCUAAAUAUGAGAUAAAAGGAAUAUUCUAUCAAUCUAAUUUAAUGUCCUGACACUAAAGCUUUUAUUGAAUUUACUUUGCUGAUCAAUUCAUUAGAUUUUUUGUACAAUAAUAACGAUAUAGAUGUACUCAAUCAACUAUAACAAAAAGUCUAUGACAUCAAGAGCCUUGAGCCAAAAUGAAAGCGAAGAAUUAAGAAAACUUAAACAAGAAAAUGUUUAACUAGAAAACGAAUUAAAUAAAGUAAAAUAAGAUUUAUAGAUUGUUGAAGCUUAAUAUUAAUUUUUAGGUCGCUAAUACAAAUAGUUAUAAUUAUAAUUAGAAGAUAAAACGACUGAAAAUAGUGAUUUGUAAUAUUAAGUUUAAUAAUUAUGCAAUUUGAAUUCAGUUUGUAUUGAGAAAAUCAAAUAAUUCGAAAAACUGCUUUCCAAUUAAGAAUAAUAAAAACAAAAGUGA
Messenger RNA from Paramecium sonneborni, 771 nucleotides. The record is from the annotation of a GenBank genome assembly. Lineage: Eukaryota; Ciliophora; Oligohymenophorea; Peniculida; Parameciidae.